Molecule: messenger RNA, 1137 nt
Organism: Aspergillus eucalypticola CBS 122712
Lineage: Eukaryota; Fungi; Ascomycota; Eurotiomycetes; Eurotiales; Aspergillaceae
Product: flavin reductase family protein
Exons: 1
Coding region: 181-966 (261 amino acids)
Molecular function (GO): FMN binding
Source: RefSeq, a predicted model, not a curated record
AACCCCUACAGCAGUUUCCCUGUCGCCGACUAUCCUCGAUUCACGGAGAAUCGGCGCCGGUGGGAGUGCCAACCCCACGGUUAACCCUUGCGCAUACUGACAUCAGGCAGUAACUGCAGGAUACCACCUUGUCGCCUAAACCUCCACAACCCCUCUCGAGCGUUUAGCCAAACAUCCACCAUGUUCAAAGUCGGAGACGAUUUCGAAAAGCUCCAAGCCUCCCGGCCCGAGUUCAAGCGUGACGUGCCCGUUACUUUCUCGCAGCCGCCGAACCCCAGCUGGAAGCAGGGAGAGGGCGCCAACGAUGGCGGUGAGAGCCUGAAAAAGAACCACAUCGAGAUCGAUCCCUACGAGGAAGGGCGACCGGCUGCCUCCAACUAUAAGCUGCUGAUCUCGGGCAUCGUCCCUCGUCCGAUCGCGCUCAUGAGCACAAAGUCCAAGGAUGGAAAGACAACAAACUUGGCGCCGUUCAGUUAUUCGAAUGUCAUCAACCAUGACCCUCCGCUCUUCACGGUCGGAAUUGUUGGCUCCCUAGAAAAGGCCAAAGACACAUUGAAGAACCUGGCGGAGACGGGCGAGUGUGUGAUCAACAUCAUUUCGGAGCAUUUCGUCGAAGCUGCCAAUGCAACAGCCAUUAACGCUCCCUACGGAGUCUCCGAAUGGGAAGUUUCCGGGCUCACCCAAGCACCUUCUGCCGUGGUUCAGGCGGCCCGUGUGAAAGAGUCCAUCCUGGCGAUUGAAGGCAAGCUGGUGGAAACCAAGGAAUUCGAGAGCCGGUCUACGCCCGGCAAGAUAUCCGGAGUGCUGGCGAUCAUUGAGGGUGUUCGUUUCUGGGUGAGAGAAGAUGCGAUCAACGAAGACAAGAGCAUUGUCGACCUGAAGGUGCUGAAGCCUAUUAGUCGGCUGGGAGGCAUUUCGUACGGGCGGACCACCGACGCGAUUGAAAUCCCAAGACCGCAGUUCUAGAUUCGGCUUAGAUCCUGGCCGUUGCGAUAAACUAGUGACCGUGGUACCUCGCUUCGAGACAGUGAGGGGCCGUUGAAAGCUCCGUAUAGCCUCGGUUCAUCGUAUACAACUAGAAUAGUCAACUCGAAUAUUUAGAAGAUAGAUUUAGUCAGUUAGAGAGUUUGGAAUAGA